AAUUUAAUAGAAGUGGCCCUUCUCUCUUAAAUAAUCUCUGUGAUGGGUCACCUUUCAGCGGGCGCAUUGAAUGAACACACAGCUCGCGGUGACGUAUUGCACAGCUGAUCUGGCAACAACUGGCAGUUCACCGAAAGGGCCCGAUGGUUUCUGCGCCGAAGAUAUAAUUAAACGCAUCUACCUUUAACAGUGCAAAGAUAAGGUGCUAAGAUGAAACAAACAUGAUCAGCACCAAUGGCCCCUCCAUCAAGUGUGAGGAGACCCGGGACACCGGCAGGAAGAGGAGGCGACCGCCAGAAAUGCUGCAUCUCAUGUUUGCUGUCUCUGUGUGGCUGGUGACGGGUACCACCAUAUCCAGUUUGAACAAAUUGAUAUUUGCUGUGUACAAUUUCAGAUUUCCGCUGCUUCUGUCAGCCCUUCACAUGCUGACAGCAAUAGUGGUGGACUACGGACUGAUCAAAUGCAGGGUUAUACAGCUCAAAGGGAUCGGUGAGCAGGAUUUGACCAACAGCGCUAAAUGCAAAGUAUUCUUGUUGAGUUUGACAUUCUGUGCCAGUAUAGCGUUUGGAAACAUGGGACUCAAUUACGUCCAGCUUUCAUUCGCACAGAUGAUUUACACCACAACGCCGUUAUUUACAAUGGCCAUUUCCGCGCUGAUUCUCGGAAAGCAGCAUCACAUCCUGAAGUACACCGCGAUGAUACCCAUCUGCCUCGGGGCAUCAUUCAGCAUUAUGGGCGAGGUCCAGUACGACCAGAUGGGCUGCCUGUUUGUGUUCGCCGCCACGAUGUUACGGGGUGUAAAAACUAUUCAACAAAGCAUCUUGCUUCAGGAAGAGAAGAUCAAUUCUGUCUUCCUUCUGUACCUGAUGUCCAUCCCCAGUUUCUGCAUCCUGGCCAUAGCUGCACUGGCUCUGGAGAACUGGGCGGCACUCCAGUCUCCUUUCCAGUAUGACCACCACCUCUGGGGUUUCAUCCUGCUCAGUUGCCUGGGCUCAGUGCUUUACAACCUGGCCAGCUGCUGUGUCAUCACCCUCACCUCCGCUGUCACACUGCACAUCCUGGGCAACCUCAAUGUGGUGGGAAACCUUCUGCUCUCCCAGUUGCUGUUUGGGAGCGAACUAACGGCUCUCAGCUGUGCUGGAGCUGCCCUAACCCUCUCUGGCAUGAUCAUCUACCAGAACUCGGAGUACAUUGUUGCUUACCUCGAUGCACGUAGAGCCCAGGCGCCAACCGAAGCCAGUAAAUGGGGAGAGGAAGUGGUAUGUGCCAAGGAAACUGACUCAAGCAUAUCAACGGCAACUUCAGAAUCAACUCCAGAACCUGUUUCAGAACCAGUUCUGGAGACUUGUUCAGAACCUUCUCUAGAAUUAUCUGCAGAACCAGCUCAAGAACCUAUUAGGAGGACAGAGAAUCAGACUCAUGAGAAAACAGACUGAAGAUUCUCAAAAGAGAUGAAGUUUGGGAAUAUGUUCCAAAACCUAGUGAGCUGCCUUGCUGUCAACAGCCUGCAUAGGUAGCUUCCUUCUAAGGCAGCAUUAUAACUGAAAUGGAACCUCAUAAGGAACCGUUUUUGAGUUCUAUAUAGCAGCAACUCUGUGCGUCAUGCAAAUAGCACUCCUUACAGUAAGUGCACAGGAGACUCGAUGCAUAAUCGAUUUCUAUAGAGUGUGCCAUUAGCAUGUUGCUAAGCUAACAACACAAUAUGCUCAUAAGCAUAAUAAAACAUAGCACGCAUAAAUAUUGGGUAAAAAAGGCCAUUUUUUAAAUAGAUUUGAAGUGUUUUUUUUACCACUACUCAUACUAAAUUAAAAGUAUAUUUGUAUUCAACAUGUCUCUCGAUUUUCAGUAGAGUUUAGCAUUAGCAUGUUGCUAAGCUAACAAUGCAUUUUUAAGAUGUCGAUUAGUGGUCCACUGAUGAGUUUUUAAAAGUCAAGUACUUAAAUUUAGCGAUCAGAUUAGUCAAUGGUUGAUUUAUAAGAUGUCCACAAAAUUAGCUGGAAACAUAUUUUACACAAUAUUUACUCAAAAUUCACACAGUAAUAUUUGAAACCAGAAAAUUAGCAUUAUUAUGGAAAUAAUAAUCUGACACAUUAAGAAAAAGUGCUUUGGUAAAUCAUGAUUAUGAGAUACUAAAUCAUAUUUAUGAGAUAAAAAUUCAUAAUUAUUAGAUUCAAAAUAAGUAUUUUGAGUUAAAAAUGCUGAAUAUGAAUAUACUUUUAAUUUAUGCAGUAUUUAAAGUAUUGCUAUUUAGGAAUGAGUAUUGGUAAAAAUACUUAAACUCUAUUUAAAAAUGGCGUAUUUUACCCAAUAUUUCUGUGUGCAAUGUAUUUUUAUGUUUAUUAGAAUAUUGUGCUGUUAGCUUAGCAACAUACUAACACCAAACUCUACUGAAAUAGUCGAGUCUCAUCUCCUGUGCACUUAACCUGGGAGCGCUAUUUGUAAUACACACAGACUUGCUGCCUAUAUACUGUAGAUCGCUACAAAUCUCGCAAAAUAUACUCCAGCCUUUACAAUGUAGACAAAAAAAAAGUUGUCUUAAAAGGCAGCAUAAUCAUGCAUUUGCAACAUAAGCAUGCCUAGGAUGUCCUAAAAUGCUGACUACAUAGGAAGCUCACUAUUUUUUGGAACAGAGCAUAGAUAUUGCACAGGAAGGCUGAGCAGCAAGACCUUUGAGGAAGCCUCUUUUGAUUUUGAGAAGUCUAGCUGGUUAAUAUAAAGACGAUGAUGGAAUUGAAGGUUUAGUUUUCUCAGUACCUCCUCACUGUGCCAAUGUUUUUAAUUUCAGUCAUACCUAAUAUGGAGAGCCACCAAUACACAGAGCUAUGAAAAUGACUGAUGCCUUUUUUUUUUUUUUUUUUUUUUUUUUUAACGAACGUGACAGUUUGUUUGUGUUUUAUUACCUCUGUUUUGCCUACACAUACUUUUAGCGCAUAAAGAAAUCCUGCAUGAGCACGGGAAAGAUCUCCAGUAUCCUGCCAUAUUCACACUGAUUGUGUCUAUCUAAAUUAUGCACUGUGAAAAACAACUGCGCAAAUUGCUCUGGCUCGCUUAAAACGGUCAGCAUAGCUGUUACUGGACUUGCACUUUUUAAAUACUAGAGAUGGGCACAAAUGUAAAAAAUACAUAGGAAUAAUGUAUUUCUAGGUACUGUUACUCAGCCGCCCAGAUCUGAUGUUAUGGGAGGGCAUUUUUAAGGCAGCUUUCUGUAGGAUGCCAUGUUUGUUUGAACAAGGGCCCUGUGUUUGUUACGGCACUACCACUUUUUUUUGUCUAGGUUACGUUUACAUAAUGGAGACGAGCAAGACCAGUCGAUCCUCAAAUCAGUGCUGUUGUCUGGCUUUAAUACAAAUGUGUCUCUCUUCUCAGAAAUUAGGUUUUCUACCUCUUUGUGUUGUAGUUGAGGUAUAAAUGAUCUAUUAAAGAUAUUCCUAAACAGAUGAGUUUCACUAAGAAAGUGUCUGGGCUAUGUUUCACCCCAAAUAAAAAAUGUCUUAUUCUCAUUUAUGUUAUUAAUGACCUGGACCCAGACAUGUUCUUGACGGGGUUCAUGAGAUUGGCUGUUUUUGAAGGAAUAUUAUGAAUGUAACCAUGUCCCACCAGAGGCAGGCGGGUUAAAACUGGUGUCUCUUAGAUAAUUCCCAGUUCAGAUACUUAUAAAUAGGUCUCUUUAAUGCGUCUCCUAAAUUUUUAGCACACUAUAAUUUCAUGGGAGAAAUCAGAAUGAUAUCCUCACUGGCAUUGUCCUCUUUAAAGAUCUCACUAAAAAGUCUCCUUGGUCUCACUUGUCUCCUGCAAGUGGGUGCUCAUCCUUUUUCAUUGGUUUCUGUAUUGUUUGUUUUGUUUUCAUUUGACACCUGCUGGACAGUAUUAUUUUCCCUCUAUUUUGAAUUGUGUAUUUUUAUGCUGUUGUAGGAAACUGACACCAACAGAGGUUAUAGACCAAGGUACAAAGGAAGGCAUUCCCUCAAAGAGGUUUUGUUGCCAUCUGCUGCAUAGAAUGCGAAUAUGCAUUUAUUCGUUUUGAUUUAUUUCGUUUUUUUCACGUUGAGGUGCAUUGGAUAAAAACAUAUCGGGCAUUUUCCUGUUUCCCAACUUAAUAGGUAUUUAUUAGCAGGGUUUAUAUUUUGGAUACAUGUUCUCAUUAUGAUGACUUUUAUGUAUAAGUUGGUAUUUUCCAUCCAUUUAUGGGUACUUUAAAAUAGCUAACUUGAAUUGGGUUUGUAGCGGGAUGUAAUCCAGCGCCAGUGUGGAUGUGAAUGUAUCAUACCAGGCAACAAAAGUGUUAGCACUCUUAUGGAGCCUACACUAAACUCAAGUGUGCCUACCUGAGGGGCUCUGUUUUAAUAAACACCAGCCUUUCACUCUUUAUUUAUUAGAAGGUCUCAACUGUCCAUUCACGCUUUAGUGUUUUCACACAUCACAACAUUUCCAGUGAACACCAUAAUGGGUAAAGCAUUAUACAAGAUGUCGAUUAGUAGUCUAGAGAUCAGAGUAGUCAAUGAGCGAUAAAUAAGACAUCCACAACAUUUGCUGACACUUAUUUCACACAAAAUUCACUCCGUAAUAUUUACAGUAGAAACAAAAAAUGUGCAUUAUCCAUUGACAAGGUUGGAAGAUUUCAGAAAUGACAAGGUGGGGCUUGCACAUCUAUAGUUAUCAUCCAAUUAGUCUGCCUUGGUGACAUAAUCACUAAUCAUGAUAGAGCAUAUUUACAUCACAAGCACAGCGGUUAUCUGACCAUAUGUUACAAACGGAAUGAACGCAACAAUUACAGUCUAUAAUACUUCUUACACGUAACUUUCAAAGAUGAGGAGAUGGUUUUUCAGUGAAAUACCUCAGAUGAUCUUGCUUAAUCCUGUGAUGAAGUUUGAUAACUUUAUAUAUAUAUAUAUAUUAUUAUUUUUUUUUUUCGUGUGUGUGUGUUGUUUGGUUUAAAUUCUGAGAUCUGUUAACUUAGAGAAACAUUUAAUGGUUCUGACGCUUUUGAUGUGUCAUGGGUUGCAGCGUAAAGUUGCUGACGAUUUGCAUAAUUGUAAAGCUCUUGUGUAUAUAUGGUUUCUGAUGUCAGAAAAAUAUCUGAUGUAAAUGCUUAUUUUAUUAUAUUUAUGUAUUUUACAAUCAUGGAAAGCUGGGCAAA
Myxocyprinus asiaticus (Chinese sucker) is the source of this 5137-nucleotide messenger RNA. Its product is annotated as solute carrier family 35 member E4-like. The record is from RefSeq and is a predicted model, not a curated record. Gene Ontology annotation, molecular function: antiporter activity. NCBI's taxonomy places the organism in Eukaryota, Metazoa, Chordata, Actinopteri, Cypriniformes, Catostomidae. The coding region runs from base 222 to 1436 and encodes 404 amino acids. Gene Ontology annotation, cellular component: Golgi apparatus. The transcript is spliced from 3 exons.